Molecule: messenger RNA, 2277 nt
Organism: Pistacia vera
Lineage: Eukaryota; Viridiplantae; Streptophyta; Magnoliopsida; Sapindales; Anacardiaceae
Product: putative receptor-like protein kinase At4g00960
Exons: 7
Coding region: 133-2139 (668 amino acids)
Biological process (GO): protein phosphorylation
Molecular function (GO): ATP binding; protein kinase activity
Source: RefSeq, a predicted model, not a curated record
UAGGUUAAAGUCGGAAUUUGGAAAAUAGUUUUAAGACUAGGAUUUUAAUUGUAUAAAUGUGCGGUAUGGAACCAUCACUCUAGUUUCUGCAUAUGUUAGAGAGGUUGAUGAAUAGAAGCAAAAGGUAUCAAAAUGGCAAAGAACUUGUCAGGAUUUUUCUUCUUCUCCUUCAUUCUCAUACACCUUCUUGCUCUUUCCAUUAACGCCCAGCCAGAGUUCCUGAUAGAUUCAUGUCCAAAUGAUUCUGGAAAUUACACUACUAACAGUACCUACCAAGCAAACCUUAACACCAUCUUGUCCUCCAUCUCCACCGGAAUAGACUCUGGUUUCUACAAUGACUCUUUUGGUCAAGCACCCAACCAAGUAAACGCAAUUGUUCUUUGUAGAGGAGAUGUUUCACUAGACGUCUGUCAAGGUUGUGUCAGAAACGCUACUCGAAAGAUCUUUCAAAACUGUCCCAACCAAAUGGAAGCAGUUGGAUGGUAUGACGAAUGCAUGAUUCGAUAUUCCAACAAAUCUAUUCUCGGUGUAGUUGACACUGGAUUAGGUGGCUACCUCUGGAAUCAACAAAAUGUCUCGGAUAAUUUGGUCGAUGAGUUCAACCAGGAAUUGCAAAGUUUGUUAACUAGUCUACGAAACACAGCUGCUUCAGGGAAUUCUCUUCUCAAGUUUGCAACUGGAAAUACAACAGUAAAUUUUCAACCAGUAUAUGCACUUGUGCAGUGUACUCCUGAUUUGUCCAAGACGCAGUGCACUGAGUGUCUAGAUGAAGUUAUUAAACAAAUUCCAGCUUGUUGUCAGCAAAGGAUCGGAGGGAGGGUUCUUAUGCCCAGUUGUAAUUUCAGGUUUGAGAGUAAUGACCUUUUCUUCAAUCCAACACCGGACUCACCACCACCAUCGCCAUUGCUGCCACCGCCAGCAGAACCGCCAGUAGAAGGGAAUAACAAUAACACAGCUCGAACUGUUAUUAUCAUCGUUGUUCCAGUAGUUAGUGUUGUGAUACUUAUCAUAUGUAUCUGUAUCUUCUUAAGGAUGAGGAAGCAGCCAAAGAGAAAAGUUGAAAGUACUGAAGCUGUGGAUGAAAUCAGUCGGGUAGAGUCCUUGCAAUUCGAAUUCAAUACUAUUAGAGUUGCAACAGAUAACUUUUCUAAUGCAAAUAAGCUUGGACAAGGAGGAUUUGGUGCUGUUUAUAAGGGUAUUCUUUCCAAUAGGCAAGAAGUGGCUGUGAAAAGGCUCUCUAUGGGUUCUGGACAAGGAGAUUUGGAAUUUAAGAAUGAAGUCCUAUUAGUGGCCAAGCUUCAACACCGGAAUUUAGUCAGGCUGCUUGGUUUCUCCUUGGAAGGAAAUGAAAGGCUUCUCAUAUACGAGUUUGUGCCUAAUACAAGCCUCGAUCAUUUCAUAUUCGAUCCCUUGAAACGUGCACAACUAGAUUGGGAAAGGCGUUACAAAAUUAUUGGAGGUAUUGCUCGAGGACUUCUUUACCUCCAUGAAGACUCCCGCCUAAGGAUAAUUCACCGUGACAUGAAAGCUAGUAACGUUCUAUUAGAUGAGGAGAUGAACCCUAAGAUUGCAGAUUUUGGUAUGGCUAAAAUGUUUGAGCUGGAUGAGACUCAAGGCAAUACAAGUAGAAUAGUAGGGACCUAUGGAUAUAUGGCUCCAGAGUAUGCAAUGCACGGGCAUUUCUCAGUUAAGUUGGAUGUAUACAGCUUUGGUGUGUUAGUUUUGGAGAUAGUGAGUGGUCAGAAGAAUAAUUGUUUCCGCAAUGGAGAGACUGUUGAAGACAUUCUAAGCUGUGCAUGGAAAAACUGGAGGGAUGGGACAACUAUGAAUCUCAUAGAUCCCAGUUUGACAAGUGGUUCAAGAACUGAAAUGAUAAGAUGCAUUCACAUUGGAUUAUUAUGUGUUCAAGAAAAUGUAGCCAGUAGACCAACAAUGUCAUCUGUUGUUCUCAUGCUUAAUAGCUACUCCCUUACUCUUCCAGUUCCUUCAGAACCAGCGUUUUUUAUGCACAGCACCAUAUCAGACAUGUCGUCCUCGGUUGCCUAUAGUUCAAGUAUUAAAGAAGCAGAUCGGACCAAGAAUGACACUAUUCCAUUGACGGCAAAUGAGGCAUCAAUUACAGAUCUUUAUCCUCGAUAGUCUUCAUUAAGAGUUGUUCCACCAUUACUAAACACGAUUCUGUUGAAACCUUGAACUACUCUGAAACCUGAUUGUAUAAAACGAUUAAUAUAUAUUUUCAUUCUUUCUGUUUGUUUUCUGAUACAUAUUUAUGAAAUU